Molecule: messenger RNA, 543 nt
Organism: Colletotrichum aenigma
Lineage: Eukaryota; Fungi; Ascomycota; Sordariomycetes; Glomerellales; Glomerellaceae
Gene: ZEA1
Product: Non-reducing polyketide synthase ZEA1
Exons: 1
Coding region: 1-543 (180 amino acids)
Biological process (GO): secondary metabolite biosynthetic process; fatty acid biosynthetic process
Molecular function (GO): fatty acid synthase activity
Source: RefSeq, a predicted model, not a curated record
AUGGACCCCGGUAGUCGGCUGUUCCAGAUGGCGUGCCACGAGGCGCUCGAGUCGGCAGGCUACUCAUGCGGCACAACCAAAGCGGUAGAUCCGAGCCGAAUCUCCGUUCUCUUCGGCCAGAGCAAUGUGGACGGAUAUGAGACGGCACACCAUGAGAAGGGCUGCGACGCAUACACACUACAAGCCCUCGCGCGACCCUUUGCGGGUGGCCGUGUCGCCUUCCACUAUGGAUGGGAGGGCGCGACAUAUUCUAUCGACCAGGCUUGCUCAACCUCACUGUCGCUAAUCCACCUGGCUUGCCGAGGUCUGUUGGCGGGCGACCACGACAUGGUGGUUGCCGGCGCCGCCAACGUGCUGGCCUCGCCACAUGGGUGGUGCCUCCUAAGCAAGGCCGGCGUUCUUUCGGACACCGGAAAUUGUCGAACCUUCCGGGAUGACGCUCAGGGGUACUGCCGCGGCGAGUUUGUUGGUGUUGUGGUGCUGAAGCGUCUUGUUGACGCCAUCGCCCAUAAUGAUCGUAUCCUCUCCGUCAUCCCCGGCUAA